AUGUUAGCUCAACCAAAAUUACUUUCAUGGUCAUCAGCUAAAGCACGUAUUCUUAAUCAAUUACAUUGUACUGCAACAAUUCAUGAAGAAUCUCUACAUCUUUCACGUAGAACUUCUACUUUAGCAUCAAAAGUUCCUCAAUUUCCGUUAUUUUCAAGUCGACCUUUAACUAAAUUUAAAUUUGAUACUCAUCUUCAAGCAUUUACAUACUAUCGAUCAAUUGAUGACGAUGACAAUUCGGAUGAUGUAGAAGAUAUGAUUAUUACAUCAUUAUUUUAUGAUGAUCCAAAAGAUCCACGUUCAGCAAUUGUUGUUUAUUUUACUUCAUUAAAUACAGGAAUUAUUCGACGAUAUUUAAAAUAUGAUUUUCAAUUUCCAUCAUUUCAAUUAUUAAAAUAUAUAUCAAAACUUAAACUUAUUGUUGGUUAUUCAAAUAAUCGAUUAUAUUUACUUUCAAAUAAAAAUGGUCAAUUAAAAUAUUUAACAAGUAUUAAAUGUCCAGGUGUUGCUCGAAGAAUAAUUUAUGAUAAAACUUCACGUGAUAUCAUAUAUGUUGGUGGUGAUAAUGGUUUCUUUGUUCGUUGGUAUCUUGUUCAAGAAAUAGGUGGAUAUGAUUUACGACUUGGUGAUAGAUUAAAAUCGGUAUUUAUUAAUCGAAAACAUAAUAUUAUUGAUAUGAAACUUGAUCCAAUAACACAUAAAUUAUUUAUUGUUGGUCAUAAAGGUUGUUUAAUAUUUGAUACACUUUUAAAUCGAGAAUCAGCAAGUGUUCUUUCUGCUCAUGGUGCACCAGUUACAUGUGCAAUUAUUUAUGGUUUUUCUAUCAUAAUGGGAUUUUCUGAUGGUGUAAUGAAGAUAUUUGAAAUUGGAAGUGAAUCAAUUCCUAUUCGAUAUCAAUUACAAGUACAUAAAGCUGCUAUGAUGAGUUUAUUAAUUACUGCUGAUGGUGUAAUAGUUACUGGUGCUGAAGAUGGAACUGUAUGUUUUUAUUCUCUUGAUUCAUUACUUAAACUUGGUGAACAUCGUUUUAAUGAACCUAUUGAACGAAUGAUGCUUGUACGUGGUGAAGAUUUACUUAUUAAAUUUAAACAUGAAUUACAAUUAUUAGUUUAUACAUUACCAAUUCGAUCAUUUUCUCAUGCAUUACAAGCUAAUGAACAAGUACGUGUUACAUUUCCAGUUGGUAGUAUUCCAGCACGUGUUGCUAUACGAGGUCCACAAAAUCUUUUUACACUUUAUAAUCCACGUUCAUCACAAAUCAUUAAUAUUAUUCCAUUAUCACCUGAUAGAAUUAUUGUUAAUGAUUUUGUAUUUGAUACAGCUGGAGAAAUUCUUUAUAUUUUAACAAGUAAAGCAGUAUGUAGUUACUAUUGUGCAAGUUAUCCAUCGUAUUUAAUAAAUAUAUUUGAAGUUAAAGAUGAAUGUCUUUUUACUAAACUUUGUUGUUUUAUGUGGUUUUCACUUCUUCCUGAAUAUACAAGAAAACGUCGAGCAUUUGGAGUUGUAUUUGUUGGAACAACUAAUGGAAAACUCUAUCUUGUUCCUGGAGAUCAUAAACUUAAAUAUGCAUUAUUACCCGAUACAUCUGAAGCUUUAUAUAGUUAUUAUCAAAUACUUGAUGAUACAGUCACAGUUGAUUGUUUAGAAAUAUUUCAAGCUUAUGAAACAUAUACUACUCGAAGAGGAGCAAGAUAUUUACUUGCUGUUGGAAAUGAUUUUAUUGCAAAAUUUUAUCGUCUAUCAAUAAAUGGUCAUGAUAUAUUUUUACGUCAAUUAGGAUUAGCAAUUCGUCUCGAUGCUCCAUGUAUUGGUGCAGCUAUGGCUGAACAUCGAAUAGCUAUUGCAUGUAAUCAACGUGGUUAUAUUCAAAUGUAUUCAUUAACAAUCAAUGGUCUUGAUGAAAUUUCACCUAAAGAUAUUCUUUAUGAACAUUCACCAAUUAAAUCACUUACUGGUUGUGAUACUUUAGGUUUAUUUGCAACAUUAAAUACUCAAAAUGAAAUUAUGUUAUGGACAAGAAAUAAUGAAGCAAUAAGAAAAAUAAAAUGUGAUUUUCCUUUAAUAUCAAUUGCUAAUCUUAAUGAUCGAGGAGAUAUUUUAUUAAUAUCAAAUAGACGAUUAAAUUUUUUAAUGAUAAGUGAUUUUGCACCUGAACAAGUUUUAUUUGAUUUAAGUAAAAAAACAAUUAAGGAUGAUUCAAUUGAAUUACCAGUACAAAUCAAUAAAAAUUUUGAUCAAAAUAUAGUCGAAUCAGCUAAAACAAUUCAACUCGAUGAAAGAAUUAUUUCAAAAGUUCCAACUGAUCUUGACGAGCCAGAUGUAUUGGGUUUUUUUGAAGCACUCGAACAAGAAAAAGCUCAAGCUGAAAUGGCGAAAAUGUUAGAAAAGAAAAAACAAUGUCCAAUUGCACCUGAUGCUUUAAUUCCUAAUUCAACACUUCGUUCAAUGUUCAAAAUGAAAGAAAUUGAACCAGUUGAAGUAAAAAUGUUUCAAUUAAGAUUGAUUUCACCAACAACAUCAAAUACAAGACAAAAUGAAUUAGAUGAUCGAUUAAAACGAUUUGCUGUAUUAACAAAUUUCGAUGGUAUUCAUUCGACUAUUUUUCAAUCAUUAAAUAAAAUUGAUAUACUUGAUAAUCUAGAGAACAAAACGAAUAAAAAUCUUAAUUGGCAAAACGAUGAUGAUGAAUGGGUAGAAUUAGAAGAUCCUGAAAGUUCAAUUGUUCAACCUUCAUCGAAACCACCUAGUGCAAAAAAACUUAAACAUGUACAUCCAAAAUCGAGUACAAUCAGGCCUCGUCAACAGGAAACAAUUCCAGAAUUAUUUAAAAAAAUGAAAAAUGAAUCAUGGUGGCAACAAACAGAUGAUGAAGCAAAUAAUAGUUUACGUUCAAUGUUACUUUAUUUAAUUGAAAUAAUAAGAGCUAAACAAAAUGAUUCAUAUGAAUCUGCUUGUAAUUAUGUUGUUGAUAUAUUUCGAACGUAUGGUAUUGAACCAUCACUUGUUAAUCAAAUUCUUAAUAUUCUACUAAAUCAUUUAUCUGAAGGUGAAAAUGAUCCAUUAAAUAUCCAUACAGUUCGUACAAUAGCUCAAUUUAUGAUUGAAAGAAAAGAUAUUAUUGUUCCAUUACUUAAUUUUACAUUAAAAUGUCAACCAGAUAAUAUACUUCGACAAGAAACAAUAAAUGCAAUUAAAUUUAUUACAGAUGUUAAUAAUUCAGAUGAUAUUGAUUUAGUUCUUAAUAAUAUGUCAAUUGUUCGAGAUGCUGCUGAAGAUACAUUUUCAUUAAAAACAAUUAUUGAUAGAAUUAAAUAUAAACAGUCACAAACUGCAUCUGAUUUAAUUGAUGAAGAAAAAGAUAGUGAAAAAAUUGAUGAUAAUAUUCUUCAUCCAUUAUUAAAAAAGAUUUCUGACGAACGUUGGUAUCCUCGUGAUAAUAAUCCAAUUACACUUGAUUCAAUUAUUGAUGCUAUACUUGUUAAAUUACCAACAGCAAGUAAAACACUACUUAAAACAUUAACAUCACAUCUUGUUCAAUUACAUCGUGCAAUUGGCUAUUCAAAUGAACAAUUUGAUCAAGUAUCAAAUGGUAUAAUAUCACUUCUAUCACAUACUGAUGCCGAUCAUCGAUUGAUAGCUGCAACAACUUUAGCUGAUUUAGGCAAAGAAACUAAAGCUAUUGAUAUUGCAUUACUUAAUUCAUUUAUAAAUGAUCCACGAAUUUUGGUUCGAACUGAAUGUUGUGAUACAUUAAAAAGAUUAACUUCUGUUAUGUCGGAUACUGUUUUAAAAGAUUGUGCAGAUGAUAUUCCAUAUUUACAAACUUUACCAGAAGAAGAUUUUAGUCUUCAAAAUUAUUUAAGAGAAAAAAAUCGUGCAUUAACACCACCACCAUCAACAGCAGAUGAUCAUCCGUCAGUACCAAUUGAUGGAAAACAAGAAGAUGAAAAACAAGAAGAUGAAGAACAAGAAGAAGAAGAAGAAAAUCUUCUACCAACAAAUGAAGAACAACAAGAAAACCUAUAUAUAAAUAUUGAAGAUUCAACUCAUCAUCCUUCUCCUGAUAUUAACGAACAAAUCGAUGAUAUCAAACCAAUUGUUCGUUCACGUUCAUCAACUCCUCGAAUAGAUGAACAACCAGCUAUUCAUAAAAGUCGUCAUGUUUUACAACAAACACCUAGUCAAUUUAGUGUAACUCCAAGUUUAAAUUCUUCGACAGUAGUACUAACUCCUGUUGAACCACCAAUUCGUGUUGAAAUAAAUGAAAAACCAAGACCUAUUCUUCAAGCUUCACAUCAUGUACCAAAAUCACGAAAAGAAUUACCACAACCAUCUUCACUAUCAUCUUUACAAACACCUCGUCUACGUAAACAACCAACUGUACCUAUUGAAAAACCAAGUCGAACAUCAGUUAAAACAAGUGUUUCCGAUCAAUCAUCUGGAAAACGUCAUCCACUUUUACCAAAUAAUUCAACUAUGUGGGAUUCAUAUGCAAAACAAAAUGAAAUUCUUGAACAAAAUAAAACUCAAAUUCAACCUUCUAUAGAUAGUAAUCAAGAACAAAUAUCUGAUCCAAUUCAAACAAUAAUUAAUGAUCAUAAACGUGAUUUUGGUUAUUAUCGUAUGAUACCAAAUCGUCGUGUAUUAAUUCCACAUAAAAUCUCACUUAUGGAUUUAUUUAGUGAUCAAAUUCAUAUAACUGUUAAUAGAAGAAGUUCAUCACAAUUAACAACAAGUACAAUGCGUUUAUCAGAUUUAAAUCGUAAUAAACGUCAUUUACAUGAAGUUGAAUUUAUGCAAUUAUUAUCAUCACUUAUUAUACGUUCAAUACAAUUACAUAAAAGAAAUGAAAAAUUUAUACCAAAUUCAUUAUUAUUAAAUACACAUUCUGCAAUUAAUUUUACAGAUGCAUUAACAGUUUCACAAAUGCAAUUACAUUCAUUAACAAAUUUACAUCAACCAAGUUUUUCUACAUCAUAUAAAUUACCACCUAUUGAACGACAAAGACCAUCAUCAGCACAAACAGCUAGAAUGAAAUCUGAUACACACGCUAGAGCAACAAAAACAGGUGUUAAUCUUCGUAAAGCUAAAGAUAUGGAAGAUGCACUAUCGAAUUUAUUAAAAUCAAAUCGUGAUCUUCAACGAUCUACAUUGAUUCAUGAACGUAUUACACAUUCUACUGGUACACCGAUUGUAUAUGAUCAACAUGAGAUUACACAUGCAUGGCUUCUCGAACAAUUAUUAAAAUCUCAAGGUACAUCAGAUUCUGAAAAUCAU
Messenger RNA from Rotaria sordida, 5277 nucleotides. NCBI's taxonomy places the organism in Eukaryota, Metazoa, Rotifera, Eurotatoria, Philodinida, Philodinidae. The record is from the annotation of a GenBank genome assembly.